AUGAGGACCAAGGUUGCGUUAUCCUUUCUCUUGCUGACAUAUGUAGUUCUUGCGGCCGGCUUCAGUUCCAAAAGGCUGUUUCGAGGAAGAAACGAUCUUCGUGAAGAAGCUGAAGACACUGGUUCCACUUAUCAAGGAAAAGACAUUUUUCAAGGUUUAGUGGACAGAGGACGGGUUCGACCUGAGAGGAGAGGCGGUGAUGCAUAUGAUAACGAAGAUGUUGAGGACAUGGGUUCCACUUUUCAAAGACAAGGCACUGGUCAAGGUUUAGUGGAAAGAAGAAGGGUUCGACCUGAGAGGAGAGGAGGGGUUCGUCCUGAGAGGACAGGAAAGGUUCGAUCUGAGAGGAGAGGAAGGGUUCGACCUGAGAGGAGAGGUGGGGAUAGACCUGAGAGGAAAAGAAGGGUUAGACCUGAGAGGAGAGGAGGGGUUAGACCUGAAAGGAUUGACUUGGAUACAACUGAUAUCGAAGAAGCUGAGGACAACCGUUCCACUUUUCAAAGAAUUGGCACUGGUCAAGGUUUAGUGGAUAGAGGAAGGGUUCGACCUCAGAGGAGAGGCGGUGAUGCAACUGACAUCGAAGAAGCUGAGGACAACCGUUCCACUUUUCAAAGAAUUGGCACUGGUCAAGGUUUAGUGGAUAGAGGAAGGGUUCGACCUCAGAGGAGAGGCGGUGAUGCAACUGACAUCGAAGAAGCUGAGGACAACCGUUCCACUUUUCAAAGAAAAGGCACUGAUCAAGGUUUACUGGACAGAGGAAGGGUUCGACCUGAGAGGACAGAAAGGGUUCGACCUGAGAGGACAGGAAGGGAGGGGCUAGACCUGAGAGGAAAGAAAGAGUUCGACCUGAGAGGACAGGAGGGGUUCGACCUGAGCGGACAGGAAGUGUUCGACCUGAGAGGACAGGAGGAGUUCGACCUGAGAGAACAGGAAGUGUUCGACCUGAGAGGACAGGAGGGGUUAGACCUGAGAGGAAAGAAAGAGUUCGACCUGAGAGGACAGGAGGGAAAAGACACUGGCGAAGGUUUAGUGAACAGGGGAAGAGUUCGACCUGAGUGGAGAGGCGGUGAUAACGAAGGCUAUUAUAACGAAGACUAUGAGCGAAGGAGGAGCGACGAUGAUUCUAACGAAGACGACGAUAAUGGUAGUACUGAGAACUACUACGAUGAUGACAGCUAUGAUGACAACGAAGAUGAUGAUAGAACUUAUUAUGAUGACGGCAAUGAUUCAUCAUAUGACGACAAUGAUAGAACUGAUAAUGACGACCACGAUGAUUCAGCUGAUUACGCAACCGAUGAUUAUAUAACUCACAAUAAUGACGGUGAUGAUUCAGCUGAUAAUGACGACGACGAUGGUGAUAGAACUAAUAACGAUGAUGGUGAUGAUAGAGCAGAUAACGAUGACAAUGAUGAUUCAGAUGAUGACAACAGUGAUGAUGAAACUGAUAACGAUGACGAUCCAGCUGAUAAUGAUGACGACAAUGAUGAUGAUGAUGAUGACAACGAUGGUGAUAGAACUGAUAACGAUGAUGGUAAUGAUAGAGCAGAUAACGAUGACAAUGAUGAUUCAGCUGAUAACGACGACAGUGAUGAUGAAACUGAUAACGAUGACGAUUCAGCUGAUAACGAUGACGAUGAUGACGAUGAUGACGACGACAGUGAUGAUGAAACUGAUAACGAUGACGAUUCAGCUGAUAAUGAUGACGACAAUGAUGAUGAUGAUGAUGACGACGACGACGACGAUGGUGAUAGAACUGAUAACGAUGAUGGUGGUGAUAGAGCAGAUAACGAUGACAAUGAUGAUUCAGCUGAUAACGACGACAGUGAUGAUGAAACUGAUAACGAUGACGAUUCAGCUGAUGAUGAUGAUGAUGAUGAUAGAAAUGGAAGCGUCGACAGUGGCGAUGACAGUAGGGAUGGUGACGAUGAUGAUGAUACUAGUGAUAACGACGACGAUGAGGAUAAUGAUGAUGAUGAAGAGGACGACGACGAUUACAGCGAUGAAGAUGAUGAUUCAGCUGAUACGGACGACUACAAUGACCGUAGGAAGAGAGACACUUAUAGAAGUGAUAUCGAUGAUGAUGACGACCGUAGAAGCAGAAACGAUGAUGCAACUGAUACCGAUGACGAUGAGUCUAGGAAGGGAGACAAUGCUGCAUCUGAUAAUACACGUGUUAUCAACGACGAUGAGUCUGGGAGAGUUGGAGUCCAGGGCCACUUCAACAGAGUAAUCCUGGCGUUGAAAUCAUCGAACGUGAAUGAGAACGGUCCCAGCACUGAGGUCACUUUGUAG
This is a messenger RNA of Haliotis rubra (blacklip abalone), 2292 nucleotides long. Its product is annotated as serine-aspartate repeat-containing protein F-like. The transcript has 7 exons. The record is from RefSeq and is a predicted model, not a curated record. NCBI's taxonomy places the organism in Eukaryota, Metazoa, Mollusca, Gastropoda, Lepetellida, Haliotidae. The coding region runs from base 1 to 2292 and encodes 763 amino acids.